UUUGGUCUCGCCUACUAUAACUGCGAAAUAUUAUUCAUAUUGGGUUGAUUGUUCUCAAAUACAAUUAUAGAGCUCCAUUAUUGACAAAAAAACACCCAAUUUCGUAUAAACACAAAGAUUUGCGAAAUUUGUAUGAAAAAACUUGAAAGAUAAGAACAGCCUCGGGUCAGAUUUUAGUGGUUUUCAUAAAAAUAAAGUGCACUGUUUUGAGGGUGUAUUUUCACUGCAUGUAAUUAUAUAAACUUUAUGUAUAUAAGUAUACUUCAGCUACAUAUAUAUACAAAAAACAAUGGAUAAAGAUUCAAAAAAAUUUGGUCAAAAAGGUUUUAUUGCUCAAAAGCAAUGUCAGGGAUGUAAAGAAAUGGUGGCGGUUGCAUGUAGGACUUGUCCGGCCUGCUCACAACCUUGUGUUAAAAAAAGAAAGGUUGUGGAAAAUCGGUCGUGUAAUUUGACAAGGUCAAAAAGAAAGAUGGAAGAUAUAUCUAACAAUAUGAACCAGCACCUGGGAUAUGAUGUGGCUGUGGUGUAUGUGCGAAGAACACCUACAAACCGCCAAUACAUAGAUAUUGCGGCCACAGAAGGCCCUAUGCGCCAAUUCUUGUUUCAGCAAGAUGGAGGGUUGGCUGCUCAAGGUCAUGCUCUUGUGAAAUUUUUCAAGAGCAUGCCAAGGGGCAAUCGACAUGGUGGACUUAACCCACAGCCUAUUGAGGAAGCCCAUGAGGAUAUGGCAGUUGAGGACAAUGAAGCUGUCCAGGAAAAUGAGAACAGAGAUACAAGUAGUGACAAAGAAAAUGAAGGUCCAAGCACAAGCAAUGAUAGCAGGUACAAUCAAGAACAAGAAAAUGGAGGUCCUGACAAUGAAGAGGAAAAUAGAGGUAGCAAAUUAUUUUUAAACCCUACUAGACCUAUUUAUGCAGCUAUAAACUAUAUCUUCUUUAGCAUGUUUUGAUUGACAACCACCCCUUUUAUCUAUCAAAUUGUAGAUUCAGAUGGAAAUGCUUUCGAUUUCAUGAAGAUAUGAUUGAAUAUUUUCAUUGUAUAUAUUUUUUUAUUAGUUAUAGCUAUGGUUAUAGUUACAGCAUAUAGCUAGCUGUAUUUAUUAUUUAUUAUAAAAAAGAAAGUGUUUAGUGGAAAUAUAUUAGAUAUAUAUAUAUAUAAAUAUAUAGCAUAUUACUAGAUAUAUAUUUAUAUUUAUUAUAAAAAAGAUAUGUUAUUUUCAUCUUCGUAUUUAUUACACGAUUUUUUUGUAAAUUAUCCGUACAUUGAGGAUCAGACCUUAGGUUGGUAAAAAGCCUGUUUGGCCCUAAAGAUGCUAAGCUGGUUGUUUAACAUCUAUUUUUUUUACUGAAACAAUGCCAUCAUAAAUCCUACUUUGACUCUUUGAAUCAUAUUCGUCAAUAGUGACCUUAGCACAUAAAGAUUUCACGGAAACACACUAUAAACACUAUAUAUGUUGCGUCCAAGAAGGCUUUUGUCACAUCCCAAUUGGCAAGGUUGCUAACUUAGAGAAAGUGUUUUGAAAUGUAUGUAAGACCCAAUUUAAGGCCCUAAACCCUUAACCACCGGCCUUAAAACCACUUGUAUUAUUAUCAAGAUUAUUAUCGUUUUCUAGCAGACUUUAUUGUCAGUUCGUUUCUCUGUUAGUUUUGCAGUUAAUUCUGAUUAUUCUAUUUAUAGAAUUUUCCAAAUAUAUUUCUAUUGCUUUGAUGCCUAAUUAUCUGCGUCAUCUCUGCUAAUUUAUGCUCAGCGUGUUCAUUGGUUUUGUUCACACGCCCAACAAUGAAUCUACAUUCCAGACCUAGUUUAGAAUUCGCGUUUACCCAUAUAAAUUGACUUUGUUUCGAAAAAUAUUUUUUAGGCCUAAAUUAAGUAAAGUCGAGUAUUCGCGUGAAAUGUUCAAUCGAUACACAGAGUAUUUUCCUGUAUGAAUCAAGUAAAUUACGAAAAACAUUUUUCAGAUCUAACCUAACUGAAGUCGACUAUUGGCGUGAAAUCUUCAAUACACGAGUAUUUUCCCGUAUAAAUGAAGUUCCUUACGAAAAAUAUUUUUCAGGCCUUAACUAAGUGAAGUCGAGUGGUCGCGUAAAUUGUUCAAUCCAUACACAGAGUAUUUUCCCGUAUAAAUGAAGUUCGUUACAAAAAAUAUUUUUCAGGCCUAACCUAAGUGAAGUCGAGUAUUCGCGUAAAUUGUUCAAUCGAUACACGAGUAUUUUCCCGUAUAAAUGAAGUUCCUUACGAAAAAUAUUUUUCAGAUCUAACCAAGUAAAUUUGAGUAUUCGCGUAAAUUGUUCAAUCCAUACACAGAUUAUUUCCCUGUAUGAAUCGAUUUUAUUUUGAAAAAUAUUUUUCAGGCCUAACCUAAGUGAAGUCGAGUAUUCGCGUGAAAUGUGCAAUCCAUACACAGACUAAUUCCCUGUAUGAAUCGAUUUUUUUCGAAAAAUAUUUGUCAGGCCUAACCUAAGUGAAGUCGAGUACUCGCGUGAAAUGUUCAAUCCAUACACAGAUUAUUUCCCUGCAUGAAUCGAGUUCGUU
Hydractinia symbiolongicarpus is the source of this 2532-nucleotide messenger RNA. RefSeq lists its product as uncharacterized. The record is from RefSeq and is a predicted model, not a curated record. The transcript has 9 exons. The coding region runs from base 290 to 949 and encodes 219 amino acids. NCBI's taxonomy places the organism in Eukaryota, Metazoa, Cnidaria, Hydrozoa, Anthoathecata, Hydractiniidae.